Molecule: messenger RNA, 821 nt
Organism: Trachymyrmex cornetzi
Lineage: Eukaryota; Metazoa; Arthropoda; Insecta; Hymenoptera; Formicidae
Exons: 2
Source: RefSeq, a predicted model, not a curated record
GAGGAAUUAACUCCAAACACGGCAAAGACUCUGAUCAGGACGAGUUUAUCGAAGUUGAAGAUUCCAACGAAGAAUUCAAUACAAACAACGUGCCGAAGGCGUCUGGCAGUGCACAAACCGCCGAGGAAGAUGAUGAAAAUCAAACAAGGUUAACAGUCAGGAUUCCCCCCUUUUGGCCAAAAGAACCGGAGAUUUGGUUCAUGCAGCUUGAGGGACAAUUCGCUCUCUGUAAAGUUACGGAUGACAACGCAAAGUUCGCCUACGCUCAUUCACGAAUUGAACCGAAGCUUACUGACUCUCAAAACCAGCGGAUUCGUCAGUUGCUGGAGCGAGAAGAACUUGGUGACCGGAAACCAUCUCAGUUCUUGCGACAUCGCACGUUGGCAGGCACAGCUGUUUCAAAGGAACUCCUUCGCACGCUUUGGCUUGGACGACUUCCUUCUCAAAUGCAGGCAAUUUUAGCAACGAGAAGUGAGGACAGAUUAGAAGAUAUUGCAGAGCAAGCAGAUCGGAUACACGAAGUGAAUAAUAGUAAGGCACUCGUACUUGCAACUUCAGUACCUUCUGCUGAAUCUACGCAGAAUGCUUUGGAGGAGAAAAUUUUAACACUCACUAAGCAGGUUGCGGCACUUUCAACGCAGAUGACAAAAGUACUUCGCUCAAAUCGAUCAAGAAGUCAUCGAUCAAGAAGUCGUUUCAAACAAGAAAAAUCUGAUCAAAAAGGUAUAUGCUACUACCAUCGCCGAUUCAAAGAAGAAGCACGAAAAUGUACUCAACCCUGCUCUUUCAAAACAACAAAAAACUCGGAAGGCAGUCAUUAA